Molecule: messenger RNA, 2400 nt
Organism: Orbilia oligospora ATCC 24927
Lineage: Eukaryota; Fungi; Ascomycota; Orbiliomycetes; Orbiliales; Orbiliaceae
Exons: 3
Coding region: 1-2400 (799 amino acids)
Biological process (GO): transmembrane transport
Cellular component (GO): membrane
Molecular function (GO): sulfate transmembrane transporter activity
Source: RefSeq, a predicted model, not a curated record
AUGGCUUCCUGGCAAAGGGGUGCCGCCAAACUGCUUGGUAUCAAGCUUGAUUCCGACAUCAAUGAGGGCGCCGUCACUCGAGGAGAGUCUAUUCAGUCAACCGACACCUAUGUCGAAGAGGAGCCAACCAUCGGGGAGUGGGUUAGAGACCAUAUCCCACACAAGUCCGAGGUAGUCGAGUUUGUGACUUCGCUUUUCCCUUUCCUACAAUGGAUCGGAAACUACAAUCUUCUCUGGCUUACCGGUGAUCUUAUUGCUGGUAUCACUGUUGGUUUCGUUGUUGUUCCACAAGGAAUGGCAUAUGCCAUCCUUGCUCAGCUUCCUGCCGAAUAUGGUCUUUACUCGUCUUUCGUGGGUGUCAUGCUCUACUGGUUCUUCGCCACCUCCAAAGAUAUCACUAUCGGACCCGUCGCUGUCAUGUCUACUUUGGUCGGUAAUAUCGUUCUUAAAGCCGAGGAAACCCACCCAGAAUUCACUAGACCACAAGUUGCGAGUGCUUUAGCUCUUAUUUGUGGUUCUAUCGUGUUUGCCAUUGGUAUCUUGAGGUUGGGAUUCGUCGUCGACUAUAUCCCACUUCCAGCUAUUGCUGCUUUCAUGACAGGUUCCGCUCUUAAUAUUGCUAUGGGCCAGAUUCCUGGUCUCUUUGGUAUCCCAAGUAGCAUUGUCAACAAUCGUGCCGAGACUUAUAAAGUUUUUAUCAACUUCUGGAAGCAUAUCGGCUCUGCGAAGCUCGAUGCUGCCAUGGGCCUUAGCGCUCUCGCUAUGCUCUAUAUCAUCCGUAUCGUUGCAAACCGCAUGGCCAAGAGAUUCCCAAAUUACAAGCGAACUUGGUUCUUCAUCUCGACAUUAAGAACCGCCUUUGUUAUUCUUCUAUACACCAUGAUCUCGUGGCUUGUCAACCGACACAGACGCUCGAAGCCAGCCUUUAGAAUCUUGCAAAAUGUCCCCAAGGGUUUCCAGCAUAUGGGUGUCCCACUUAUCAACGGCGGUAUCGUCAGCUCCUUCGUUGGAGAGCUUCCAGCAGCUGUCAUUGUUUUGCUCAUUGAACAUAUUGCUAUUUCCAAGUCCUUCGGUCGCGUCAAUGGUUACCAGAUCAACCCAUCCCAAGAAUUGAUUGCCAUUGGUAUCACCAAUAUCUUUGGACCAUUCUUCGGUGCCUACCCCGCCACUGGAUCUUUCUCCAGAACAGCUAUCAAGGCCAAAGCCGGCGUCAGAACUCCAAUUGCUGGUGUUAUCACUGGUAUCAUCGUCCUUCUCGCCAUCUAUCUCCUCACCGCCGUCUUCUACUAUAUUCCAAAUGCCUCCCUUGCCGGUGUUAUUAUCCACGCUGUCGGUGAUCUUAUCACUCCUCCUAAUGUCGUCUACCGAUUCUGGCGCGUUUCCCCCGUUGAGGUCGUUAUCUUCUUCGCCGGUGUCUUCGUAGCUGUCUUUAGUUCCAUUGAAAAUGGUAUCUAUACCACCAUCUCUGCAUCCGCCGCUCUUCUCCUCUUCCGUCUCGCCAAGGCUAGGGGCCACUUCCUCGGCCGUGUCCGUGUCCAAAUCGUUCCACCAGAAAAUAUCUCAACUGAGACUGUCGGACUCGGCGGCGGCUACGGUGCUACUGGCAAGUCUAAGACCGAUCCAGAAAUAAAGGGUAUCAAGGGUGGCGAAGCUACCAGCGAACUUCCCGAGGCUCACCACCAUGAUGUCUUCCUUCCAAUCGACCACAAGGAUGGUUCCAAUCCCGCUAUCAACAUCGAUUCACCAUUCCCAGGUGUUUUUGUUUUCCGCUUCUCUGAGGGUUUGAUCUACCCUAACGCCGCGCACUACAGCGAUCAACUCCUCGACUAUGUUCAACUUAAAUGCCGCCGCACUUCCCUUGAUUCUUUCGCCCGUCUUGGUGACCGCCCAUGGAACGACCGUGGCCCUAGGCACUUGACCAUGGAGGACGAUAACCGCCCAACACUUAAAGCCAUUAUCCUUGAUUUCUCCGCAGUAAAUAAUGUUGACAUCACCGCCGUUCAGACCCUCAUUGAUACCCGCAACACUCUCGAUAAGUACGCCGCACCCAACCAUGUCGACUGGCACUUCGCAGCCGUUAACAACCGAUGGACGAAACGUGCUUUGACAUCUGCUGGCUUCGGUUACCGAUCUGAAGAGGUUGAAUCCAACUCUGAGUCUGGAAAGGGACCCUGGAAACCACUCUACUCCGUUGCCGAAGUCAGCGCCCGCGUUGCUGGUAUUGAUGGUGCUAGCGACGACGGUGCCAGCGGUAGCAGCAUUAAGAAGACAGAUCUCGAGGCAGCACCUACCCAUACCAUUCAGAUCUCGAAGAGAAGGGUUUUGGUACACUCCAUUGCGAGACCGUUGUUCCAUAUUGAUGUUAAUGCAGCUUUGUUAGCUGCCCAGGAGAAUCUUUGA